AUGUACGAAAACAAGCUCUCAAAGUUUGCCUCGCCUGAAUGGACUUGCAUCCCGUUCGAGAUUCACCCCCCCAAUGUAUUUGACCAAAUGGUCACAAUUUUGGUUGACGUUGAAGCGUGUUUGGCCACUGCCCAUGAGCUGAUACCAACGCACGACCUUGCGGGAAGAGCAAAACUGGAAUUAAGAGCGUCAGCCGAAGCAACCGUAGCUAAGCUGUUGCGGUGGGAACGGCAGUUUGUGCCACCUCUGACGAUUCAAGAGAUGAACGGCAUCUUUGAAGAAAAGAGUUGGCCAUCGGUUCCUUCGCCCUCGCCACCAACUAGACCGGAUACCGCCCAUGAUACUUUCCCAUCGUCUCAUUUCGCGAGUAUGCCAGAGGCGGCUUUGUUGUCCCUGUAUCACGCUGCCUGUAUAGUUGUCUACCGCUUAUUAGCCGCAGCGCGAGACGAUGUGUCAGCCGAUGUCGAUCGACUGCUGAUGCACACCCGGGAGAUUAUACGGGCUUACAAGUUUGUGGAAAGGGUUGCAGAUAAGGCACCUACCAGUAAUUUGGGGCCCGUGAUGAUGGUUCCGCAACUGAAGAUGGCGUCAGUGUGGGGUGUUGACGAGAGUCAGAGAGUGAGGGCUAUGCACAUGUUGAAGCGAGUCGGCCAGCAUCAGAACUUCGCUCUUGGGGACAUUGGGGACUUGCAAGAUGCUUAUUUUGCGAGUGUGGCGUCUUGGGUGGUGGCCCAUUCGCGCCGUUGA
Molecule: messenger RNA, 747 nt
Organism: Metarhizium acridum CQMa 102
Lineage: Eukaryota; Fungi; Ascomycota; Sordariomycetes; Hypocreales; Clavicipitaceae
Source: RefSeq, a predicted model, not a curated record